AAGUUGAUUAAUUCUCCCGAUCUCGGCUGAGCCCACGCAGAGGAGAUCUCUCAAGGCCCGAUCGUCGUAAAGUGGAGCGUGUGCCAUGCUAACGCGUGAGAUGCCCUGCCUCGGAAUGUCACUCGGAGACGGCCUCGACUGAAUUGACGUCAGAAACACAUUUGGCAAAAGUGAUCGCCAGCGGACUACGGCCGCGAUGCCACGACGCCUGCAGCUGCUGUCAUCCUCCCGAGUCUCACUUUGAUGCCUGUCGUGAGCGCGACGCCUGAGGAGACUCCCAGCCCAGAUGAAGGAGACCGAGCCCGGCGCGGGGACCACGAGCGUCGCCGCGCACGAUGCCGACGUCGUCGGUCCAAGCAAGAAGCUCCCGAACGCCUGGGUGGUCUCCACUUGGAUCGCCGUCAGCUUCAUCGCCGUCCUGGUCGUGGCGCUGGCCAUGCUCGCGCUGUGCCUCUUCCGAGUGAACGCUCUCGAAGGGAAAGUCGUCGGCCUCGAGGAGCGGAUGUCCCAGCUGGAGGGCAGGGGACUUGAGGUGACCAAGGUCCUGUCGCCCACAUAUCUCGUGAGGCGGAGACGGCGGCGGCGAGACGUCGAGCCGAGCUGUUUGUGUCCGCCGGGACCCCCUGGACGUCGAGGGCGGCGUGGCCCCAAAGGUGACGUAGGAGAGCUGGGACCUCCGGGGCCGCCGGGACUCCCCGGGAAACCCGGCUUUCCGGGGGCCAUCGGAAUCGACGGCCCAAAGGGGGACACGGGCCCCAUGGGUCUCCCCGGCGUCGCGGGACCCAAGGGGGACAAGGGCGAGGGCGUCGCCAUCAGGUCGACCAAGGGCAUGAAGAGGUCCGUGACGCGGCUGCACGGCGGGACCUUGGGCUACACUGAGGUCAUUGCGAUGAAGGGGGCUCCCGGAGAGCCCGGUCCACCCGGUCCGCCGGGGCUGCCGGGCUUUGACGGUCGCACGGGCCCCGCUGGUGAAAUGGGGCUUCCGGGUCCGAAAGGGGACAAAGGCGACCACGGGUUUGUGGGGCUGCCGGGCGACCCCGGGAUACCCGGCACGCCUGGCUCCAAGGGCAGCCCGGGAACCAAUGGACGGAACGGCCUUCCCGGCGACAAUGGGCGGGCCGGAACUCCCGGACUCCCCGGUCUUCCCGGGGACAAGGGAAGCAAGGGAGAGCCGGGUCCAGUCGUCACGACGGACGGCGUCACUGUGCCCACAUCGUUCGUACAAGGACCGCCGGGUCCCCCGGGCCCGAAGGGAGACCCGGGAAUCAAGGGCCCUGUCGGACCCAAGGGAGAGAAGGGUGACAAAGGGGACAAGGGUGAUUCGGGAGAUCCGGGCCCUCCUGGCGAGACUGGUGGAAUGGGGCCACCCGGGAACGAUGGAUUAAUGGGCGAGAUGGGUCCAGAGGGACCGCCAGGACUUCCGGGGCCUCGUGGCCUCAAGGGAGAAAAGGGCAUCCAAGGGGAUUACGGCCCAGCCGGACUCAUGGGCCCUCCUGGGCUCUCCGGGCCACCCGGAAAGCAAGGUCCAAAGGGAGACAAGGGAUAUAAGGGGGAUUCCUCGGUUGCAAAAUAUGCGAGGCACACGCUGUUGGGGAGCAUGGAGGAACGAGAUUUUUCGGGAGGCAUGCCAGGACCCCCGGGGCUUCCGGGGGAGCCAGGGCUUCAGGGUCCGCCCGGCAUCAAAGGGGCCACGGGAAUGGAUGGGCAGAAAGGGGAGCCAGGGCAAAAGGGAGACACGGGGAAUUCGGGACCGCUGGGGCUACCGGGACCUGCGGGGUCCAAAGGGGAUCCUGGAAAGCCAGGGUAUGACGGCAGGCCAGGACUGGUUGGGGAAAGGGGAGACCCCGGACGUAAGGGAGACAAAGGGGAGCCCGGAAUGUCUGGUCUGGAUGGCUUGCCAGGACAUCAGGGGGAGCCAGGUGUGCCGGGCCUUAGGGGAAAGCCUGGGAAGAAGGGGGACAAGGGAGAUGCGGCAUCACUUGGUGCCGAAGGUCCCUGUCCCCCUGGUCUAGACGGCCUUCUUGUUAAAGGGUGCUCCGGUGACCGCAAGGCAGACCCACUUGUUGCUGCGCCAUCCCCAAGAGCAUCGCUAUUUGGUUAAGUGGGACUUUGUUCACUCGUGGGUCAGGGCAAGCAUUCCAGUCUCAGCUCCACUGCAUAGUAGCAGAAGCAAACCCCCUCUUGCAGUCCAACCACUUCAAUCAAAAGUGUACAGAUUGGAAGGAGCUAUUUUAUUGUGACCUCAUUCCACUCAUGGAACAUGGUCAGUUCUAUAUUUGUGUUGAAGAGCAGCCUUUAUCUCGAAAUAGAUUUUUCCUUCAAGGAGAAAACUUCUGCUCCAGACCUGGCAACUUGUGUUCAAAUUAGGAUUCUCCCAGGGUUCCUCUACAGAUUGUUACUGCACCGCACAACUGUUGGCACAAACACAAGGUCAAACAGCCAGGCAUGUAGCCAGGAUUUUGAUUCGGGGGGGCGGGGGGGGGGGGGGGGGCAGCGGCAGCGACAGCGACAGCCUAUGACAAAACGCCGUAUGAGGGGGAGGGGGGAGAGGAGGCCCCAGCAAGCAAAAUGGAAGAUUUCAGGGGGGGGUCUCUCCUUUCCCCUGGCUACAUGCCUGCAAACAGCACUGUUUCACUUUGAAAGGGUGGCUGAUCACUUUGAAAGGGUCUAGACGGGCACCAAAAUUUACCACUGAGGUUAGUGGUCUGUAUGAGCACUUCCUGCCACACUAGCAAUCCUGAUAUUGCAGCCCUUCAAUUUUAAGGAAAGAACAAAAAAAAAGUUGAUCAGUUGUUUAAGCUAAGUGAAAUGAUAUGUGUAUGGUAGGCAAGUAUAAUCUUUUUUUUUUAGAGUUUUCGGGAGUAAAUGAGUCCCAUUGUUCAAAGAAAUGUCUUUCUUUUCAAAUGACAUUUAAGUUGGAUCUAGAAUGGCUCCUAGAGCACGAGUGCCCUCAGACAUGUGUGUUCAGUUCUGUAAAGCAUCUGGCACCUUCAUGCCAAUCCUAGUUCACAUUUCUCUCAUGUUCACUUUGAAAUCACAAUCAUUUACAUGCUGCAGUCGGUGUAUGUUGGUUCGUCCUUUAUUCUACUUCCUCUCUGCUUGGGGUGCUGAAUUGUCAGACUUUGUCACUGAACUUACAGGCUGGAUUAACAUUUCACUCUAGUCUCAUACAUUUGCUUCAAUGCUCAAUGAAUCUCUCAAGCUCAUAAGUUCCUCUUGUCUAGAGUAUUAAGCGAAUGCUGCAGCACUUACUUAUCUCGCCGAAGCAUGGCAUGAAUCUCCAUGCAGCCCUUGCUACAGCCGAGGUUAGUUGUGCACCUUGAGCCAUCGAGCAUUGGUGUGGUGGUUCAUUUUAUUGCUUUCAUACACAUAGCUUCUGUGAUGCCGUCCUAGCAUUUCAAAGUAUGCACUAUUUCUGAACUGUUGAGUGCUCCUGGUUAAGUGCAGUGUCUUAAAAUUGUGUAAUACUCUUUGAUUUUCUAAGCUUUGUCACAUUAGACCACUAGUUGUUCUUUUGAGCCGCAAAUUUAGCUGGGUGCAGUUUUUUUCCAAUGCAGUAGCACAAAGCAGUUGACAAAGCAGCUGUGAGCAAUAGGGAAAUAGUACCUGUGCUGAAACUCUUGAUCUCAGAAACACUUUACUACCACUGCUACCUUGUGAAGGAAUUGUAUCUCCUGCAACAUUCCGCAUACUCAUGUUUGUACGCAGCAAUACUCGUCAAGAAUAUUUAUACUAUAGUGCCAAAUACUUGUGCUUUAUACACCUAUGGUCUUUAUAUUGUCCCAGUUUUGUUUAUUUUACUUUCGUGGCUACAGCUUUUGAGCCCUUUUAAAAUGUGCCUAGUAUACAUACUUUUCAGCAUGUUUUUUCGUGCUUUUAGGUGGCUUUCCUUUUCUUUUACAUUGUCAGAAGACAUGUUUUACUAUGUUUCUGGAGCCUGUGUAGAAAUAAAUAAAACCCACUAUAUAAAC
Molecule: messenger RNA, 3971 nt
Organism: Ixodes scapularis (black-legged tick)
Lineage: Eukaryota; Metazoa; Arthropoda; Arachnida; Ixodida; Ixodidae
Product: collagen alpha-1(II) chain
Exons: 2
Coding region: 287-2101 (604 amino acids)
Source: RefSeq, a predicted model, not a curated record